[Candida] anglica is the source of this 511-nucleotide messenger RNA. The record is from the annotation of a GenBank genome assembly. NCBI's taxonomy places the organism in Eukaryota, Fungi, Ascomycota, Pichiomycetes, Serinales, Debaryomycetaceae.
GGUUAAUUGAGGGAAUGACCGAACAACCAGUAACAUUGGAGGCUCUAGCGGAGUCUUUACUCCAAGAUUUACUAGAUAAUAUAGUGAGACAUCAAACUCUAGCGAGUGUCUCCAGACAUAGAUCACUUCAAGAAACAGUAGGAUCUAAAGAUCCCCUUCAAGUCCCCACAUACAACGUUUCAUCCACAAAAGAUAUCUACGGCCAGGAUAAGCUUAAAUUGAAAUCUUCUGAAGGAUCACGUUAUUUCCAAUGUGAAAAUUGCGGGAGGAAAAUCGCAGGCGGUAGAUUUGCUCAACAUAUUAAUAAGUGUUUGGAUAGAAAGGGAAGAUAAAUUGGUAUAUAUAUAAAACAAAACAUUGGGAGCCAAAAACCUACGUAUCGGGACGUCAAGGGGCACAAGAACUAAUAUAAACAAAGCAAAGUUCAGUACAAAAGCAACAUUACCAAAGAAAGAGGAUUGAGAGGAUCUUCAAUUAAAGAUGUAUAUUUACAUAUGAAGGUUAAUAGAAC